Archocentrus centrarchus (flier cichlid) is the source of this 1477-nucleotide messenger RNA. It is a transcript of the gene rgmd, whose product is annotated as RGM domain family, member D. Gene Ontology annotation, biological process: BMP signaling pathway. The transcript has 3 exons. Gene Ontology annotation, molecular function: coreceptor activity. The record is from RefSeq and is a predicted model, not a curated record. Gene Ontology annotation, cellular component: plasma membrane. Lineage: Eukaryota; Metazoa; Chordata; Actinopteri; Cichliformes; Cichlidae. Bases 129 to 1433 code for a protein of 434 amino acids.
CCCUGAAGACAGGGGCCCCUUUUGAAUGACAGCGCUUGGGAAGGAAGACGAAUUUUUGUCUGAUUUCCCGCAGCCGCAGCGUCGAUGAGAAGCAGUCGAGGAACUCCAUUCUAACUGAAUGGAUUGGUAUGGGGAGAAGCGGACCUCAAACCACGGCUAAGCGGCAGCUUUGGGACUGUGUAACGUUGACGAUGGUUUUACUUUCACUGCUGUUUCGACCAGCACACUGCCAGCAGUGUCGAAUCCAGCGCUGUAAUGCGGAGUAUGUGGCUUCUACCUCACCAUCCAGUGGUCUGCAGGAGGACGUGGCUCUAGAUGUGGACUACUGUAUCGCCCUACGGGCCUAUGCCCUGUGCACCCGGCGGCAGGCACGCAGCUGUAGGGGUAACCUGGUCUACCACUCAGCUGUCUUUCGCAUUAAGGAGCUAUUCUCUCAGCAUAACUGUUCCAGCGAUGGGCCGACCUCUUCCGCCAAGGUACCCAGCACGUCUCGGCCGGCUGUGUCAGAGCUCUGCGACUACGAGAAUCGGGUCCUCGUGUCGGGCUCAGCUGGUCAGCAGAAGAAAUACGCCCACUGUGGAUUAUUUGGCGAUCCGCACCUACGGACAUUCAGAGAUGAGUUUCAGACCUGCAAGGUCGAGGGGGCUUGGCCCUUGAUCGAUAAUCGCUUUCUGUCUGUACAAGUGACCAAUGUGCCUGUUGUCCUAGGCUCCAGUGCCACAGCAACCAGUAAGAUCACAGUGAUCUUCAAGUCCUAUCAUGGCUGUACAGAUCAGAAAGUGUACCAGGCCACCACUGAAGAUCUGCCCCUGGCUUUUCAGGAUGGGACUCGCAGUGGUGGUGAAGGUGAUAGCCUGACCAUUGCAGAGCGAGGUGGCUCUGGAGUCGGUCGGCAGGUGAGGAUACAGGCCCAUUACAUCGGCACCUCCAUCAUCAUUCGGCGUGUGGGCAGCUACCUGACCUUUGCCAUCCGCAUGCCGGAAGACACCUUGGACUUUUCAGAAGACAGUGGUGGUCUACAGUUGUGCUUGCACGGCUGCCCGCGCAACGAGCUCAUCAAAGAGCACACCCUGGGCCAUCAGAGCCAGCAGCCUCACCUUCAAGGCACCAACACAGAGCUGGGUCCUUUGCGGCCUCCUCACCAGAUCUACACAGUGGAGCGAGCCACUGCCAAGUGUAGAGAGACUCUGCAGGUGGAGGAUGUGUACUUUCAGUCUUGUGUGUUUGACUUGCUAACCACAGGAGACCCUGAGUUCUCCAUGGCUGCCUAUGGUGCUCUGGAGGAUUUAAAGGCACUGCCACCCAGUAAACUGAAGCAAAACUCGCCAAGGCCUACUCAUCCUCAUAACCGAGGGGUGCCACAGACGCUGGCUGCUACUGCAACCAACAGCUCCUUGCUCUCACUCCUACUCCUCAUUCUGCUGCUUUUGUAAAAUAAAUAGAAAUAAAUAUGAAUGACUUAAAAAAAAAAAAAAAA